UAUCGUUUGCUUUGCAACACAAUGCAGGUGUUUCUGGGGCAGUCAACGCGGAGGUGGUUGGGUUGACCCGCUGACCGUUUUGGCACACCUGAGCCGAGACUGACUGCGAACGAACCGGCUCAGCCUGGCCAUGCCGUACGGGGCCCCGUAGCGCAGGCCCCGGGACCCUGCCGCUAUAAAAGCCGGGCACGCCGGCUUACUAGUAUAAUCAUACAGCUCUCCAGCUAGCCACUACUCAGCCGGUUAGCCUUCGUAGCCUCUUACAGCAGCCCUCGAGCACACAGCCUCUUACUUGCUACUUCUUGCUACUUCUUGUCGCGACCCACUUCGCUCUUCACGCCUCCCAGCUCCCUGCCCACCGCACUAGCUAAGCACCACUCGCUUGUGUCAGUGCGACUCCAAGUUGCCCGCCCGCGUCCGUUCACGCCGCGUACCAGCUCUCCGCCAGCUCGCUCUCCUACACUCGUCCCUUUACGUCUUUCUCCCUAAGAAUGUGCCUUCCGAUCCUCGUCAAGUCUCUGGAGCACGCUAAGCAGCGCGCCAAGCAGCAACAGGUUGUCGACUGCGGCCUGCGGAACAGGCCCGCUCCGCCCGGCGAAGAGAGCCCUGUGCUCCUUGUACAGCUGUGCGCGCUGCUGUGCACGGCGCCCGCCGGUGGGGUGAAGCCCUACCGGCCCGAGUCCCGCUUCAUGCGUGGCUCGCCCAAGGCGGCGGAUGCGGAGGGCGGCGUUGUGGACCCUCUCUUCCUGGAAGGGCUGCGCCGUACGCUUCUCCGCAAGGCUGACAAGCCCGCAACCGCAACGGCAAGGCCCGCCGCCAUCCCCGUCAAGGUGCUGGUCACCGUCUUCUGAUGACGCUCCUCCGCCAUCUUGCCUAGCUAGCUAACUAGUUGGCCGGGACUUCGGCUCUGUACAAGAGCACUGCUCGCUUUAGCUGUAGCACUUACUUGCUUGGGGCCAUGCCGGUACCGCUGACACACGCGGAGGGCAUGUGUAAAGGGUAGUUAGGCCGUAACCAGGCGUGUGCCUUUGUUUCAAUCGUGAUUCCUGGCUGAUGCUUAGGUGGAGACAUAUAGGGCAGUUGAAGAUGUUGGGGAACCACCAUGGGCCUUCUUGGGAGAAGUAGGUGGUGUGAUACGGGGCGGGCCCUUAUUGCUUGAUCAAGUAGGUUGGCCGUACCAGGAACCUUGCCGAUGAGAACGUCAGAACCUAGCUAAGAACUCAAUAAUGGUUGGACUGAAAGUCUGAAACCCACGGCAUGCCCCGAUGGGGCAAGGAGCACUGUGCAAGACGUUCCUGGGAAACCCAGUGACUGCCACUGUAAAGCAAGUGCCAACUGCUCUUCGCCUACCCUGUGCCCCAUGUACGCAUGCACGCCUCUCGUACGCCUCUUGCUCGUGUGUAUGUGAGUGCCCCACUGGGCGUUGGGUCAUUGUGCGGGUAGACUUGACAAAUGCAUCCUGGCUGAUGGGUCGUGAAAACCGGGUAGGAACAGCUGCGUACGUGGACAGCAAGCCACGGGCGAUGCCUAGUAGUAGGUGCACGCAGUCGUGUCUCAUCUUGAUUGAGCACGAGCAAGGUUGCACCUACAGCUUUAUGCAGGCGGCGCGGCGAGUGUACUACAUACGUA
Messenger RNA from Chlamydomonas reinhardtii, 1629 nucleotides. RefSeq lists its product as uncharacterized. The transcript is spliced from 3 exons. The record is from RefSeq and is a predicted model, not a curated record. Lineage: Eukaryota; Viridiplantae; Chlorophyta; Chlorophyceae; Chlamydomonadales; Chlamydomonadaceae. The coding region runs from base 492 to 851 and encodes 119 amino acids.